CACGCCGGGAUAUCCUUCCUUUCUCUCUGAGGCCAUAUUUGAGUUGCUAGUCGGUUGGCCAGAAGAGACUAAACCGCAACAAUGGUGGCCGCAAAGAAAACGAAAAAGUCCCUGGAGUCCAUCAACUCCCGACUCCAGCUGGUGAUGAAGAGCGGCAAAUACGUUCUGGGGUACAAACAGACGCUGAAGAUGAUCCGACAGGGCAAAGCUAAGCUGGUUAUCCUGGCUAACAAUUGCCCUGCCCUGAGGAAAUCAGAAAUUGAAUAUUAUGCCAUGUUGGCCAAGACCGGUGUCCAUCACUACAGUGGGAAUAACAUUGAGCUUGGCACAGCCUGUGGUAAAUACUACAGGGUGUGCACACUGGCUAUUAUUGACCCUGGCGAUUCCGACAUCAUCAGAAGCAUGCCAGACCAGCAGCAGGGCGAGAAGUAGAGUCACUUUUUCCCCAAAUUGUUAUAAAUAAAUUUUUUGCUGAAA
This is a messenger RNA of Megalops cyprinoides (Indo-Pacific tarpon), 477 nucleotides long. It is a transcript of the gene rpl30, whose product is annotated as ribosomal protein L30. Gene Ontology annotation, cellular component: cytosolic large ribosomal subunit. Gene Ontology annotation, molecular function: structural constituent of ribosome; RNA binding. NCBI's taxonomy places the organism in Eukaryota, Metazoa, Chordata, Actinopteri, Elopiformes, Megalopidae. The transcript has 5 exons. Bases 82 to 432 code for a protein of 116 amino acids. The record is from RefSeq and is a predicted model, not a curated record.